Molecule: messenger RNA, 2600 nt
Organism: Chanos chanos (milkfish)
Lineage: Eukaryota; Metazoa; Chordata; Actinopteri; Gonorynchiformes; Chanidae
Gene: ncdn
Product: neurochondrin
Exons: 7
Coding region: 67-2565 (832 amino acids)
Biological process (GO): neuron projection development; regulation of neuronal synaptic plasticity
Cellular component (GO): dendrite
Source: RefSeq, a predicted model, not a curated record
CGGGGAAUGUGAAAGGUGUUGAAUUAGUCGUACACAGACGAAAUCCUUUGUAGUUACUCGGUGGUUAUGGCAGAGAGUGGGGGACCCCUUAUUGCGGCGGAAAGCCCUAAAGCACAUCCUCAAGACAGUACUGAGACAGCUGGGACUGAUGAAGGAAAUUCUGCAUCUGUAUCUAAUGGCCUGUCCCAUGCCCAGCAAGAAGUUCUGGAACGCUGUUUGCACGCACUCACUCACGCCAAGAAUGACAGCCAUACGCUGGCAGCACUACUCCUGAUUACACGGCUGUGUCCUGCAAAACAGCUGGACAGUGGGACACUCCAUCGCAUAUUUGAGGCAGUGGGGUUGAACCUGCCAGCCCGUCUUCUGGUCACAGCGGUCCGGGGGAGCGAUGGCUCUGGACUGCCCCCUGAAGAGCUGCUUUCUCUGGGCACUGCCCUUCUGGCUGCCCUGAGCACGGACCCAGGCAUGGCAGCCCACCCUCAGUUCCUCAGCACCAUCCCACUCCUCUUGGGGCUUGUGGCAGAUGGACCUCCUCAGAGCUCUAAGAACCAGAGUGGAGACCCUGGCUCCCCAUGUCCUCCAACUGAGGAGUAUGUGUCAUCACCUAAACCCAAACACGCUGACCAAGCAUGUCGCGAAGGCAUCGCCACAGCCUCAGAUACACAACGGGCAUCUUCAGGAGUCAAAGGACCAGGACAACACCAGGGAGAUCGGGAUUCCUCUACUCCAGGGAAGGGUGCAGAAACUGCAGAUGGGAGAGAGCAGAAUCCUAGCACCUCCUUGGAUGAGGCUUUGGCUGCUGACUGCUACCAGGUCCUGAACACCAUAUGUGCUUUGCCUCGAGGCCCAGAACAGCUCCUUAACCGUGGCGCGGUGCCUGCCCUGUGCCGCGCUGUGACUGGUCAGCAGACCCUCAGCCGUGAAAAGGGACUGCCUCUCCUCGGGCAUCUCCUCUCGAGCGGUGUCAGGGAACGGGCUUGGACCAGACAUCAGCCUGAGCUGCUCUCAUUGCUGGAAUUUGUGUGCUUAAAUUUCUGCCAGAUCUCAAACCAAGAGAGGCUGCAGAUGUGCUCUUGCUUGCCACAGUUCCUACCCCCACCAGGAGGGGCAGUAGAGUGCACAGAACUUAAAAGGAUUGUAUCGAAUCUGUGGCAAGCAGUACGACCAAUGGUUCAGUCCAAGCUCACUACGGCCCAUCUGGGUCCGGUUUUGGUCUUAUCUGCCUGCCUGUUGGACCUCUGUAGGUGGGAUAACGUUGGGCCUCCCAAAUUCUGCUGUCUGCUGGUGAACCGCGCUUGCGUGGAAAUAAGGAUGGGUCUGGAGGAGCCGCCUGGUACAGAGCUGUCCCCACAGCAGCAGCACACUCUGACGGCCUGCUACCGCAUCACGGAAGCUGCUAUGGAGCAAGCCUGCAGCCAGGGGCUUGGAAACACUUCAACCCAGUCUCAGAGUGCCGUCUCUGGGCUAAGUCUGCAGCAGAGCAGGCAGGUCCUUGAUGCUCUGGAGGAAGCUUCCUCUGCCAUGAUUUAUUAUUUGAAACAGGUUGGCCAAAGUCAAUAUGACGACCCAUUUAUUUAUGCUACCUUCCGGGCUCUCUGCGCUUGGCUGGCUGAGGAGACCUCGUGCCUAAAGGACGAAGUCACAGACCUCCUGCCCUUUCUGAUUGGUUAUGCCGAAAGCUUCCUGCAGGGAGAGAGGAAAGGCAAAGGCCUUGCUAAUUGGAUGUCAGAAAUGUCUGUUAAUGACAGGUCACAAGAGGGAACGUGGACUGGCGAGGAUCCUCUGAGGUAUCUCCUCCCAGCUCUGUGCCACCUCUCGGCUGAGGAGGGCCCACGGCGAGUGCUACUCACUCUGGACACGCCAGCCUUGCUGGUGGGCUUCCUGAACCGUGGCUGGGGAGUCCUGAGGGGACAGAGUGGGAAGACCGUCACCCGAGACCCCAGCAUGGAAACAGCCUGCUCCGCACUGCUCAAUUUCGUCGUGACUGAGCCAGAAAGAGUCAGGACGGAUGCCUGUUUUGCAUCUCUUGAGACCCUUCUGAGUGAAGCACUUCCUGUCCUCUUACACAAGCCACGCCUCUUGGUUCUGACAGCCAAUUUCUGCACUCUGGGCCUCAUGACAGGCCGGCUGAAACCUCCCUCCACAGGCCCAGCUGAGCCAGCUCAACGACAGUUCUUCUCAGUUACUCUGCGGUUCCUCUUAAGCGCCCUAGAACCCGGUACCCUUGACGGCCAGGUGCGGAUCAGCAGGUUGUGGGAGGAGUGGUGGGAGGAGGCUGGGGAGCUGUGGAGGCUGAGUCUGCAGGCACUGGGGGACUGUGUGAGAGCCUUGCCCUGGAUAACAGCAGUGGUCAGAGAGGAGGGGUGGCUCCAGAACACCCUCAGCAUUCUGAGCUCCGGCAGCGUUCUCCCUGACCCUCAGACCGGAGACGCGCUAGAGGAGGCUCUGAGUGCCAUGGCCAGCCAUUGUCAGCUCUGUCGCCAAGACAUCAGGGCACACAUGAGGAAGGAGGCAAAGAGCGCCCUCUACUGUAUGACUCGGUUAAAGAAAUCCCUGUCAGAUUAAUUUUCUUUGUCAAGUUCCUUACUUUUUCAGGCAUG